CCCCCCUCAACUAAAACCCAAUCUCCGAUAAACUACUAAUAGCUAAACCACUUGGACUAUAAAACACAACAAAUCAUAAACCAGGGAAAGGAACCCUUACCCUUCCAAUGAGUUCCUAUUUUGUAAACUCAACUUUCCCAGUGACUCUGCCCGGAGGACAGGAGUCUUUCUUGGGACAGAUACCGUUAUACUCCUCCGGAUACACGGAUCCUUUAAGACACUAUCCCGGUGCUGCCUAUGGAGCUACCAGCGUUCAAGACAAGGCGUACCCAUCCUCGUAUUAUCAGCAGGCGAACGGUGCUUAUGGCCGGGCCACCGCGGCCGGUGCAUGCGACUACGCAGCAGCCAGCUUUUACAGGGAAAAGGACCCCGCCUGCGCCCUCGCGAGCAUAGAGGAACAUUCGCUCGUCCUGAGCCAAGAUCAUCGGAAGACGGACUGCUCGGGACAAAAUAAAAGCAUAUUUGGGGAAAGCGAGGACCAGAAACCCUCGGCUCCGGUUUACCCAUGGAUGCAGAGGAUGAAUUCCUGUAACGGGACCUUCGGUAACCCCGGUCGCAGGGGUCGUCAGACGUACACCCGCUACCAGACGCUGGAGCUGGAGAAAGAGUUUCAUUUUAACAGGUACCUGACCCGGAGGCGCCGUAUCGAGAUCGCGCACGCAUUGUGCCUAACAGAACGCCAGAUUAAAAUUUGGUUCCAAAACCGAAGGAUGAAGUGGAAAAAAGAAAAUAAACUGAUCAACUCCUCUCAGACCAGCGGAGAGGAGGAGGAAGAGAAGAGGACAGAAUAAAGAAGGCAAAAAUACAUAAAAUGGCUUAUCUUCUGAUAUCCUACAAAUAUGAAGAUACUACCUUCAUAUGCUCAAAGUUUCCACCGGUGAAGUUGUGUUUGGUAAAUUUGUUGUAGCAUUCCAGAAGUUAACUUUCUAUUUUUGUUAUUGUCAUUUUAUGUUUUUUAUCAUGAUUCGGGCACCCGAAUGAUAGUGUUUUGUGCGCUUGUCUCUUUAUUUAGGAUGUGGCCAAAAAACGUUAUUGGCCACGUUUAAGAAAACUAUUUGAAAUAUAUGUCAUAUUCGUGUUCAUAUUUAAGCUGUAUAGAAAUAAAAGGAAAUUCUCCUUUUAAGGUGAAUUAAUGUAUUUCUUUUGUAAGUUAAAUACCCAGCCUUAUCUAGUUGUUUCGUUGAAUUGUUGUAUAGUUUCAUUGGGAGAACAUAUUGAUCUACUGAUAAUUGAAAACUACCUAAAGACUGGGUCA
Messenger RNA from Esox lucius (northern pike), 1255 nucleotides. RefSeq names its product homeobox B6a (gene hoxb6a). The record is from RefSeq and is a predicted model, not a curated record. Bases 108 to 791 code for a protein of 227 amino acids. Lineage: Eukaryota; Metazoa; Chordata; Actinopteri; Esociformes; Esocidae. Gene Ontology annotation, cellular component: nucleus. The transcript has 2 exons. Gene Ontology annotation, biological process: anterior/posterior pattern specification; regulation of transcription by RNA polymerase II. Gene Ontology annotation, molecular function: DNA-binding transcription factor activity, RNA polymerase II-specific; RNA polymerase II cis-regulatory region sequence-specific DNA binding.